CCUUGAUUCAUUUUUCUUCCCUUUGUUGCUAUUCCGUUCUGUGUAAUUCGAACAAUUUCGGCACCUUUUUCCCUACUCUUCUUUCACUUUCUUUUUCUUUUUCAAUUCCCCUUUUGUUUUUAAUCGCGGGUUCCUCGCUGAUGCCCAUUUGAUUUCCCCUCAUCCAUGAUCUAUUCUUUUUUGUUGCAGUGAAUUGUGCUGUCAGCUGGGGGUCGGGGGCCUCUAAUCGCGUUUUCCGGUAAAGGGUCUGUUUCAAUUUCACUCAUUUUUGUUGUUAUGGCUUCUUCUCACAAUACUCAUUCCGAGACUGCAAAAACCGAGCAAAUUCUAACUGAAUUCUUUGCUAAAACGCUACAAAUUGUACUGGAAUCGAGGUCACCUUGUAUCUCGUCGCGUAAUUUCAGUGGGGAACAAGUUUUGUCGUCUCCAUCUUCCUCCUCCUCGUCCUCCUCCAGUAUGAGGCCGAGGGAUAAGUGGUUCAAUUUGGCCCUUCGUGAAUGCUCUGCAGCGUUAGAGAACAUUGAUCUCUGGCGUCAGAGCUAUCAUGAACCCAUGGUGGUAGAUGUUAUUUUGGUUCAGAGGCAAUUUGGUUUAGACUCAGUCAAUGCUUCUCCUAGGAAAGAUCUUGUUAGGAACUUGUCUCUGAAAGAUAAAUAUUCACUCUCUUUCAAUUCUGAUAAGGACGAGUUUGGAUGUGAUACCAAGAGCGAGAAGGUUGUAGAGAGAUGGAUGGUGCAUUACGAAACUAGAAAAAACAGGGAUGGCAAUUCCGGUAGCAGAAGGUCUGGUACUAAUACUUUACACACCUUCUAUAAAAAGACCAUAUUACUCUUAAGGUCCCUGUAUGCCUUUGUGAGGCUUUUACCAGCAUAUAAGGUUUUUCAAGAUAUCAGUUCAUCUGGUCAAAUUCACCCCUUUACUCUUGCUCAUCGUGUGUCUUCAUUCGCGGAGCCUUUCACUCGGAGAGAAGAGGCAGAAAUGCAGCGUUUUGCGUUCACUCCGGUGGACACUUCUUGUGGUAGACUCUGUCUCUCGGUGUUGUAUCGCUCAUCCCUCUCUGAUAUAAGCUCUGAACCAUCAACUCCCAUGUCUCCUCAAGUUAUUCCUGAAUAUGUUGGGAGCCCAUUGGCAGAUCCAUUAAAAAGGUUUCCAUCACUCCCUGUCACGAUAGCACCAUCUCAAGGAUCUACAUCUUCAUUGCCUUUCUCAAGACGUCAUAGUUGGAGUUAUGACCGCUAUAGAGCCUCUCCCCCUUCGGUCUCUUUUUCACCUUCGCCAACACAUUCAGAGUCUCAUGCUUUAAUUUCGAAUCCAGCCUUUCGUCGCUUGCCCCCUUCAAGCUUACCUCCACACCCGCCUGAAAUGGUUCUGGGACAUAAAGAGAAUAUGAAUUAUGAUGAAUAUUAUCCUUCGCCGGUCUAUUCUAACUCACCCUCACUGUCACCACCAAUUGGGAUCCCUGUAAGGCGAUUACCAAAUGGCCUAUUGCAGUCUGAAAGUGCUCCUCCGAGUGCACCUAUAGCAAAGCUUCCCCACUCGCCUGCAUUGUUAAGUAAACCAAAUUUGCCCCCAUCCCCUCCCCUAAAAGCUUCUGGACCUGGUAUUUCUAAAAUUAAUAGAGAUAUUGGUCCGUUGCAGGGUGGCUCUGCAAUUGGAAAGUCAUCUUCUCUUGGAAGAGAUGAAACCCGAAGGCUUUCAGGCUGGAGGUCAUCAUCCAAUAACUCACCACAAAUUUCAAUUUCAAGAAGCUCCAGCAGAUCUUUUCCAGAUGAUUUAGAUGAUACAGAGUUUCCUUGCCCGUUUGAUGUGGAUGAUGAUGAACUGACGGAUAGAGGUAGCAGACCCGAGUCCUUCGACCCAAAAGGAAAUCUAUGUGAGAUGCUGGAACCUGGAGGAUUUUUCCCCAUUCGUAAAUCUCAGGACGCUGCUAUUGGCGCCCUAGUAUGUAUGCUACAAAAAGCUCCACCACUUCGCCAAGAUUUCACCAAUUCAGCCACGGAUCAUUUACGAUCCUCUACACCUGACUUCCCAAGCAGAAAUAUCCAACAGGGAAAUCAGAUAUCUGAGACAGUGUCUACAAAAGAUCGCUAUGCUGCUUCCUCUAGCGUCACAGCCUCUGGUCUUAUUAUGCCUAAAACUACAGCUGAUGCAUUGGAAGAACUACAGAACUACAGAGAGAUGAAAAAUUUGUUGCUCAGGCAAGCUGGGAAGACUCACACAUAAUCAAAAUGGUCUGCAGUAGGAAACCUUAUGAUCUAGAGAAGUCGGUAAGACCCAUGUGAAUAUUUAAACCGUAUGGAUUGAAUACAUGUACAGUAAUUUCCUUUUCCAAGUUGCAGAGUCUGGAGCUGAAGAGUACAUUGGUUGGGUUCCCUUUUUCUCAUGUACAUAUUUAUUAUAUAUUUGAGGAGAUUGAGCAUCAAAGUCUAUGCAGUAACGACUGUAGUAUGACCCCUUACUGAGGCCACUUCCACCUCUGGCUCUAUUUGUAAAUAUUAAAUGCAAACUUGCUAAAUAAUUUAACUGUUUCUUCUGUA
This is a messenger RNA of Momordica charantia (bitter melon), 2537 nucleotides long. Its product is annotated as Autophagy-related protein 13. The record is from RefSeq and is a predicted model, not a curated record. Gene Ontology annotation, cellular component: cytosol; Atg1/ULK1 kinase complex; phagophore assembly site. NCBI's taxonomy places the organism in Eukaryota, Viridiplantae, Streptophyta, Magnoliopsida, Cucurbitales, Cucurbitaceae. Gene Ontology annotation, biological process: piecemeal microautophagy of the nucleus; autophagosome assembly; protein localization to phagophore assembly site.